Eremothecium gossypii ATCC 10895 is the source of this 1878-nucleotide messenger RNA. Its product is annotated as translation initiation factor 2A. The transcript has a single exon. The record is from RefSeq and is marked provisional. Gene Ontology annotation, cellular component: cytosolic small ribosomal subunit. Gene Ontology annotation, biological process: translational initiation. Gene Ontology annotation, molecular function: ribosome binding; mRNA binding; translation initiation factor activity. Lineage: Eukaryota; Fungi; Ascomycota; Saccharomycetes; Saccharomycetales; Saccharomycetaceae. The coding region runs from base 1 to 1878 and encodes 625 amino acids.
AUGUCAUUUCAGUUGUUUGCCAGGACCCCUGCAGGGCCACAGAUAUUCGAGGCCUACCCGUCGUUCCAGCAAGUGGAGAGCCCAGAGGUGAGUGGGUUUAUCACGUCUAAGACGUCGCCAUGUGGGCGGUUCUUGGCGGUUUCUUCCGAGAACGGGGUGAGGGUGUUCAAGAACGAGCGGUUCCAGGAGCUGCUGCUGGAGCUAGCGCUGAAGGACGUGUACGACCUGGAGUUCUCGCCGGGCGGGUCGUAUCUGUCGACAUGGGAGCGGCCACAUGUGGACAACGAGCAACAUGACAACGUGAAGAUUUGGUUUCUGAACGAGGACGAGCCGUCUGCCGAACAGCCAAAAUUCCAGUACCAGGCGAAGACGCAGAACGCAUGGUCGUUGCAAUUUUCCAAGUUGGACAACUAUGCUCUGAAGCGCUUUGGUAAGGAGCUGCGCAUUGCAAAGCUGGACCACUCGUCACCGGAAUUCAAUUUCAACCAGCCCUACGCAAGAUUGGUUCCGGAAGGUCACCUGUCCACGUACUUGAUCUCCCCCGCAGAGCACCCAACCAUUUGCACCUUCUCCGCUGAGAAGGAGGGGAAGCCGGCACAGCUUACGAUCUACCCGAUCACAGAAGGAAACAUCCAGAAGAAGAUUGCCUCGAAGAUGUUUUUCAAGGCUGAUUCGUGCCAGCUGAAGUGGAACGACUUGGGCAAUGCUGUUCUGUGUCUUGCGAUCACUGAUUUUGACGCCUCAAACAAGUCUUACUACGGCGAAAACACACUGUAUCUGCUGUCCUUCCAGGGUGUCAAUGGCUCCCUUGGCGGUGACUCGGUGCGUGUGCCUCUCGGCAAGGAAGGUCCAAUUCAUGACUUCACAUGGUCCCCUACGUCGAGGCAAUUCGGAGUCAUUUAUGGUUACAUGCCAGCCACCAUAACCUUUUUUGAUCUAAAGGGCAACGCGGUUCACAGUCUGGCGGAGCAGCGGAAGAACACGAUGAUCUUCUCUCCCAGCGGACGCUACAUCUUGAUUGCAGGCUUCGGUAACUUGCAGGGUGCUGUUGAGAUCCUGGACCGCCAUGAUAAGUUCAAGUGCUUCUCCAAGUUUGAUGCUGCCAACACUUCUACCUGCAAGUGGUCCCCAGGCGGCGAGUUCAUCCUCACGGCAACAACUUCUCCACGUUUGCGCGUCGAUAAUGGUCUCAAAGUUUGGCAUGUCACCGGCAAGCUAUGUUUCGUGAAUGAGUAUACGGAACUAUUGGAGGCAUCUUGGAGAAACGCAUGCAAAUACAGACCCAAACGCCCCGACUCUCAUGUGAUUCUCAAUUGGGAUUCCUCGAAGGUGGAGGCCGCAAAGGACCCUGCUAUUGUGCCAUCACAGCUUGAGGUGCAUCCAAGUGUAUCAGCAUAUUCCUUGAAAAACCCUAACAAGAAAAACGGUGGUAGCAGUGUGUCUAAGCCUGUCGGAGCAUACAAGCCACCUCACGCGAGAAGAGCUGCGGCAUCCAAUACCUCUUCUCCUAAGUCGAGUGUCCCAGGUAUGACCUUUAAACCCACCAAAUCUGUUGUCCCGGGUAUGGCGCCAAAGGAAACGAAAUCUGCAGCGAAAAACCGUAAAAAGAGGGAGAACACUGGCAUUCGCAAGGGUCCCGACUCUGAUGGCGGUAGCAGUAAUGGCACCACUCCCGAACCAAAGGAGCCUCCUAAGGUCAACAAAGAAACCUCUCCAGAAGAGAAGAAAAUCCGCUCUCUGCUAAAGAAGCUGCGUGCUAUUGAGUCACUGAAGAUGCGCCAAGCCGAUGGUGACAAGCUUGAAGACACGCAAAUCUUGAAGAUUCAAACAGAGCAAGCUGUAUUGCAAGAGCUGGAUUACCUUGGAUGGAAACCUUAA